This is a messenger RNA of Rana temporaria (common frog), 1150 nucleotides long. Its product is annotated as C3a anaphylatoxin chemotactic receptor-like. The transcript has 2 exons. Bases 74 to 1111 code for a protein of 345 amino acids. Gene Ontology annotation, cellular component: plasma membrane. Gene Ontology annotation, biological process: inflammatory response; positive regulation of cytosolic calcium ion concentration; complement receptor mediated signaling pathway. The record is from RefSeq and is a predicted model, not a curated record. NCBI's taxonomy places the organism in Eukaryota, Metazoa, Chordata, Amphibia, Anura, Ranidae. Gene Ontology annotation, molecular function: N-formyl peptide receptor activity; complement receptor activity.
CAAUGUUUCAUCUUUGCCAGUUGCGCUCUCUAACAAGCAUAUCUAUGUUUUGUCUUGUAGAACCUUAACAGUCAUGGAUACUUCUGACUCAAUGGAUUUUUCCACCUUCAACUCAAGUUACGAUUACUACUGGCCAAGAUGCACUGUUGAGAAUUUCACCAUGUAUAGCGCUAGCAUCAUGAAGAUACUUGGUUUGCCAUCAUUUCAGCUUGCAUUCACUAUCUCAAAAGUCCUGAUUAUUGCUUGCUUCUGUACGACUUUUAUAGUCGGAAUUCUGGGAAAUGGUUUGGUGAUCUGGAUCGCCGGAUUCAAGAUGAAGACUGUCAGCGCAGUGUGGUUUGUCAACUUGGCCAUUGUCGACUUCCUGUUUUGUAUUUCUCUCCCUUGCCGGGUAACAUUGUGGUUCCUGUCACACAAUCUUAGAUAUCUUUUACAACUAAUUAAUUUAAUUGCUUUAUAUCUAAACUCCAUUAUCAGUGUCCUAUUCCUAACAGUCAUUAGCAUUGACCGUUGUGUGGCCAUCAUGUGGCCGAUCUGGGCUAAAGUGCACCGUACACGGAGAUUAGCCAACAUUUGUUCAGUGUUUAUAUGGACUGUACCCAUAUUUGUUACAAUGGCAUGCAUUUAUAUUUUAACUAUUGACAUACAUACUUUCUAUAUUUCUGUUCCUAUGUAUGACGAUCUUUCUGAUUAUUGUGAAAUCGAAUAUUCAUCAGUUGAAAAAUAUUUAAUGGUCUUUCGAAGUUUCAUCAUGUUUGGGCUCUCGUUUUCUAUAAUCAUUGUCUGUUACAGUCUGAUUAUCUACAGACUCCAAUUCAAUGCAAUAAAAAGGCCCAGGAGAUUUCAAAGAACUUUUCGGAUUAUCAUAGCUGUUGUGUCUUGCUUUUUUGUCUGCUGGUUUCCAUACAACGUCUGGCCAUUUGUAGCAAAAAAUAAAACCAUGCAUGAUGUGCUUACUGAUUUUAUAAUAAGUUCUUUGUGCCUUUGCCUGGUCUCCAUCAGCAGCUGUCUUAAUCCUAUUCUGUACGUCUUAUUGGGCAAAGGAAGAGGUUCCAACUGGAGGAAAUCUAUCAAAUCUAGACUGGAAAGUACUAUGAUGGAGUUGAAGUAACCCCAUGCAGGAAAUAACACAAACAAGGUUAUAUAUAAA